CUCUAUUCACAGCAAGCACAAGGAACACACUGUCCACGGCUAUGUUUAUCCUUAUUGUUUGUCUCUGUGAGAGUUAUCUAAUUUAGUUAAUUUAUUUCUUCCAGUAGAUAGACUCUCUAUGGGAUGAUGCGUUGACAGUAAAAUAGUGUGACUUUAAUCAAGUCUAAUGGGGCUGCUGGAUAAACUCUCAGGCUGGCUGGGCCUGAGGAAAAAAGAGGUCAACGUCUUGUGUUUGGGGCUCGAUAACAGCGGCAAAACCACCAUCAUCAACCAACUCAAACCUUCCAACCAUUCGAAUCAUUUAGGCCCAUUGUCAGCAGAUUGGAAACAUGUUAGUCAGACGCAGACACAAGAAAUAGUCCCAACAAUUGGCUUCAAUAUUGAGAGGUUCAAGAGUUCAAGCCUGUCAUUUACAGUCUUCGACAUGUCUGGGCAGAGCAGAUACAGAAACCUAUGGGAGCAUUACUACAAAGAAAGCCAUGCCAUCAUAUUUGUCAUCGACAGCGGUGACAAACUGAGGAUGGUUGUUGCCAAAGAGGAGCUAGACACUCUUCUCAAUCAUGAAGAUAUCCGCAAUAGAAAGAUGCCAGUUUUGUUCUUCGCCAACAAGAUGGAUCUGAGGGAUGCUAUGUCUUCGGUCAGGGUCUCACAGUUGUUGUCUUUGGAGAACAUCAAAGACAAACCCUGGCACAUCUGUGCCAGCGAUGCUAUCAAAGGAGAGGGUCUACAGGAAGGGUUGGAUUGGCUACAUGGUAAAUGUGUUCAUUAAAUGUACCAUUAAUACUGGAUGAAAUUACAAAAACAGUGCUACAUUUAUCUCUGAAUUUCUGUCAAUUUCAAAGUGCCGUCUAUAUUAAAACAUGUCUUUAUCUUCUUCCAUAGAACAAAUUUCACA
Molecule: messenger RNA, 895 nt
Organism: Eleginops maclovinus (Patagonian blennie)
Lineage: Eukaryota; Metazoa; Chordata; Actinopteri; Perciformes; Eleginopidae
Product: ADP-ribosylation factor-like protein 6
Exons: 7
Coding region: 167-769 (200 amino acids)
Biological process (GO): intracellular protein transport; protein localization to cilium; vesicle-mediated transport
Cellular component (GO): axoneme; cytoplasm
Molecular function (GO): GTP binding; GTPase activity
Source: RefSeq, a predicted model, not a curated record